GUUGGAGAGUAGGCCCACCGCGCGCACUACCACUAAGCUCGUUGAUAAAGUGGACUACCUUGCAUACCCAACCAUGAACAGCGUAGCUGUCACUGAUGGGUAUGACUGGGAUAAAACAAAAUAGAAACAUUGAUGAAAGGAAAAACAUAUUCUACAGAUACGAAACGUGGAUUUUCUUAAAGCUAGAAUACAUAAAAAACCUGAAUUAUACUUAUUUCUAAUAGUUUUUUGAACUUAUACACACAAAUUUGUUAUAAAUAGUUGCGGACAGUGAACACGAAGGUUACAAAAAGGACUAAAUUCGUAAGUUAAAAUAAGUUGAUAAACACGAUUGUCAAACUAAAAUUAAUAAACUCCGCAGCUUAAAGCAUUCUCCAACCAUAGAACCGAGUUUGCUAAAAAGGCGUCCCGAAAAUCCCGAAGGUGUUCACGCGCCGUAACAAACUUUAAGGAAUUUACCUCGAAGUGGAGCGCAUUAGCGUUCGGAAUGUCGGUCUCGAAUAGGACAACGAACAAGCGCCGCGGCGUCAUCCGACAGCUGACGGACGAAGAAAGCUCCGUUGCCGCCCGUUGCCCUUCAUGCGAUCGGCCAGAUGUGGCUGAUAGAUGGAUGGUCCAGUGUGAUCUAUGCCAAAGGUGGUUUCACUUCUCCUGUGCGAGAGUCGACGAGAGUGUGCGAGACCGCAGUUUCGCAUGUGGCACCUGCGCACUUCAACACGGGUUGGAAUCCACUAGAUCGACCACUUCCAGCACAAAUUCGGCGAGAAGACGGCUCGAGCUCCUCCGGUUAGAGGAGGAAAAGGAACUUCAGGAGAAACUGCUAGCGGAACAAGUCGAAGAGGAGGCGGCUCUGCAAAGGAAGAUAGUGGAAGAGGAACGGGAGCGUCGAAAGAGGACUAUGCAGGAGAAGCUGGAUAUUGCCAAGCGGUAUAUCAACAAGAAGUACGAGGUGCUGCAGGAGGAGGAACGAUCCAAUCAUGGUGGGAGUCGGAAAAGUCAUUCCAGCACUCGAAGCAAACUGAGCGACGUUGAGAAGUGGGUGAAUAACCAAAAUUUGGCCUUGGUAACUGGAUCCGGGACGAGUCAAGCCCCCAUCGGUGCCACGCCAGUUGUCGAAAUUGACCCCAAAACAACAGCUAGUAGUUCGUGUGGCGGUGCAGUUCCGAUCGUUUCCGCGCAGGCUGGUGUUUCCAAUGCAUCUGUAGCAGCUACCGGUCCGUACAACCUCAACAAUAUCGCUUCUUGGGGAAUACUGGUACCCCGGUCGGGUCAGGGCCCGUCGAAUUCAGCUUCGGUUCCCCCUCCAUCACUACCGACAACGUCCAGUACUCCGGUGCAGGAAAAGCAGAUUCCUCGUAGCACCAAUCACGUAGCAGCUGACAUUUCUCCCCCCGCGACGACCCAGCAAGUUGGGCCGGCAGUGUACGAUAUGGACAUUUCUCCACCUCACGUCGGCGAACGGUCCAGAGCGGAUCUAGAGCGAGAGCUGCAGGAACUGCAGCAACAGUUAACCAACCUCAAACGAAGUUCGUCCAGUCAGUAUCACUGUCCAGCUCCUGGCGGCAUCAGCAACGUUUCAGUUCCAGUAACUAGCCUAAGUAACAUGGCAGAUACAGGUACGUCAAACUUGCAUGAUUUGUUUCAAGCGACUCAAGAUGAAGGUAGACAAGCGCAGUUUCCGCGCAGUUACCCAGUAGGGACUCAGGCAAAUGUUAGAUUCGCUACACAAUGUACCAUACAGAACACGAUUCCAAACACUAGCUUUCUUCCUCGCUGGAACCCGAUGGUUUCAUCAAGUCGCUUAACGUCGAACCCACCAGGGGUUCUCAAUCCGAGUUUUUACAACGAUCCCAAUGUUCUCGCUGGUAACUUGUUCCAGCAGUAUGAACCAAGAAUUUCCAAUCCCAUUACCCGAUCAACUUUGUCGGCAGAAGCACCUCCCUAUCCUUUCGUCGCGAGUGAAAGAAGUGCUCCGAAUCGGAUAAGUCAGCCAGUCACUUUUCCGGUUGAUAUUACUUCUCGCCCUUUCGUCGCGAGUGUGCCGAGUGUCCCUAAUCCAAUCGUUACGCCAGUAGUGUCACAACGAGCGGUUCCUGAUCCAUCGGCCAGGCAUUGUGGACCGAGUUCGCAGCAAAUCGCCGCGAGGCACGUCGUGCCCAAGGAGCUUCCGGAGUUCGCAGGUGAUCCCAUAGAGUGGCCAUUGUUCGUGAGCAGUUACAACAACUCGACUCGAAUGUGUGGAUAUACCGACGACGAAAAUCUUAUGCGACUGCAACGCAGCCUGAAGGGGAAUGCGAAGGAAGCUGUUCGGGGGCAUCUCUACCAUCCGUCAUCCGUGCCACAGAUCAUGACCACCUUGGAAACCCUAUACGGACGCCCGGAACUAAUAGUAAAAUGCUUGACGAGCAAGGUGUAUUCUACACCGGCGCCAAAAGCAGAUAAAUUGGAAAGUCUCAUCAGUUUCGGACUCGUUGUGCAGAACCUCUGUAGCCAGCUACAGUCUAUGGGUAUGGAAACCCAUUUGUCCAAUCCCUCACUUCUCCAGGAUCUAGUGGACAAGCUGCCCGCUAACAUAAAGCUUGACUGGGCUAUGUAUCAGCGACACGUUCCAGUAGUGGACUUGCGUGCUUUCGGCACCUAUAUGACCACUAUUGUGUCUGCCGCUAGCAAGGUCACGCUCUACGCAGAGCCGUCUACAAAACCAGAGAAGCCUAAAGGGAAGGAAAAGGGUUUCGUCAACGCCCAUUCAACAGAACCCGACAAGGAGGAGACAAGCGGCGUGAGUGUAGGCUAUCGACCAAAGCCGUGUCUGUUGUGUAAGACGGAGGGACAUAAAGUGAGGGAUUGCGAGAGAUUCAAGCAAUUAACGUUGGCGAAUCGAUGGAAAACUGCUCAUCAGCUGAGCCUUUGUCGUCACUGCCUGAUUCCACACGGAAAGUGGCCAUGUAAGGCCACAGUUUGUGGAGUUGCUAACUGCGAAGAGCGUCAUCACAAGUUGUUACACCCUGGAGAUCCCCAGUCGUCGGUUACCGAAAAUACAACACCAGCGAUAAACCAGCCCUCAUCUUCAGCGACCGUGAAUGUCCAUCGACAGCAUCCGUGUCCGGUACUCUUCCGAAUACUGCCAGUUACACUCUACGGGAAGAAUGCAUCAGUCAACACGCUAGCGUUUCUCGACGAUGGGUCGUCGCACACGCUUAUUGAGAAGGAGUUGGCCGACGAACUAGGCGUUGAAGGCGAAGUGGAACCCCUGUGCCUACAGUGGACAGGCAAUAUACGACGAACAGAAAGAGAAUCCCAGAACAUUCAACUUGCAGUUUCGGCGAUUGGUAACGACCGUAAGCAUUCUUUGGAUCAUGUGCGUACGGUGGAGAACUUGGAUCUUCCUCCACAAUCGUUGCAGUACGAAGAAAUGGCGCGCAAAUUCGGCUAUCUGAAGGGUAUUCCUGUGAACAGUUAUUCUAGCGCUGCACCUCGUAUCCUGAUCGGCGCUGACAAUGCCAAGUUGCUGCUGACAUUAAAGAAGCGAGAAGGAAAGUACUGCGAACCAGUUGCGGCGAAGACUAGAUUAGGUUGGACCAUCUACGGGAAAGCGGAAGGCCUUAACGACUCGCCUGAACAUCGCCUUCUUCACAUUUGUGGCCGGUCAUCUGAUCAACAGCUACACGAUGCAGUGAAGAGCUUUUUUUCGAUUGAAACGUUCCGCAAGUCGAAGCCGACGAAGAUCGCAGGGCACGCGAAAUUUUGGAAAAGACAACCAUUCGCACAGCAACCGGAAGAUUUCAAACAGGUCUGCUAUGGAAAGCGACGAUUGACUUGUCUGGAACGAAGCCUCUCAAAGAAACCGGAAUUAUACGCGAACGUUCGUCAGCAGAUACUCGACUAUCAAGCAAAGGGUUACGCGCACAAGCUUACCGAUGAAGAAUCUGACAGCAGUGAACCAAAAAAGGUGUGGUAUUUGCCGCUAGGAGUCGUGCAGAACCCGAACAAACCCGGAAAAGUUCGGGUCAUAUGGGAUGCUGCCGCCAAAACUGGUGGUGUUUCACUGAACUCAAUGCUUCUGCCGGGCCCGGAUCUUCUCACCUCACUUCCAUCUGUAUUGUUCCGCUUUCGCCAACGAGAGGUUGCCGUCACAGGCGACAUAAAGGAAAUGUUCCACCAGAUUAUCAUUCGUCCGGAAGACCGACAGGCCCAGCGUUUCUUGUGGCGGGACAAUCAGGGAGACCCGAUUCAGGAAUACGUCAUGGACGUAGCCACGUUUGGGUCUACAUGUUCGCCAUGUUCUGCCCAAUACGUAAAGAACAAAAACGCUGAGGAAUGGAAGCAGAGAUAUCCCGAAGCAGCUGCAGCCAUAGUGGAGAAUACCUAUGUAGAUGACUACGCAAACAGUGCGGAUACGGUUGAAGAGGCAGUUCGCGUAGCACUCGAAGUGAAGGAGAUUCAUGCUAGCGCGGGAUUUGUAAUUCGGAACUGGCUCUCGAAUUCCGGACAAGUUCUUCUACGGGUCGGGGAACAAGGUUCAGAAACCACGAAAACCUUUUCUGUGGGAAAGUCAGCCGAUGCAGAACGAGUUCUGGGUAUAACCUGGCUUCCAGAAUAUGACAGUCUCAUGUUCGCCGCCAAGUUUCGCCCUGAAAUUCAACAUCUACUAGACGAAGACACGAUCCCAACCAAACGUGAGGUGCUCAGGGUCGUGAUGAGUAUUUUUGACCCCCUCGGACUGGUGGCGGCAUUUGUUGUUCACGGCAAGUGCUUGAUCCAAGACAUUUGGAGAGCAGGCGUCGGCUGGGACGACCAGAUUCCACCGAAGAUAGUCGAUCAAUGGCGGCGAUGGGUCGAGGUGCUUCGUAAUCUAGACCACGUGAAGAUUCCGCGCUGUUACUUCCCUGGAUACGACCCCCGCAGCCUUCAGAGCCUGGAACUUCAUGUUUUUGUCGAUGCGAGUGAGGCAGCGUAUGCGAGUGCCGCAUAUUUUCGGAUUGUCGAUCGUGGGCAUGUUCGCUGCGCACUUGUUGCUGCCAAAACGAAAGUGGCCCCUCUAAAACCGAUGUCAGUUCCCCGGCUAGAGUUACAAGCUGCAGUCAUUGGAGUAAGAUUAAUGAAGUCGAUUCAGGAGCAUCACACCUUACCGAUCAGUCGUCGAGUGAUCUGGGGUGAUUCGAAAACAGUGCAGUCCUGGAUCCGUUCAGACCAACGCAAAUACCGGCAAUUCGUGGCCUUUAGGGUCAGCGAGAUCCUUAGCGAAACGAGUGCAGACGAAUGGCGAUGGGUUCCGACGCGGCUCAAUGUUGCAGAUGAGGCCACAAAAUGGGGCAAAGGACCAUGCUUCCAAACUGACAGUCGGUGGUUUAUUGGUCCUGAAUUUCUGUACAAGGACGAAUCGGAAUGGCCGAUACAAGAGUCCUCCCCGCCAGACACUUCGGAAGAAAUGCGCGUGGUUCACGCUCACCAUCGAGUGGCUCCGGAAUCUCUGAUUCAAUAUCACCGGUUUUCCAAAUAUCAACGGCUGCUGCGGACCGUAGGAUUCGUUCUUCGAUUCAUCGAUUCCUGCCGUAGGAGAUUUGAUCCCGAACGACGUGAUGCGAGAACAUUGUCGAAAGAAGAACUGUUGAAAGCGGAAGUCGUGCUGUGGAAGCUGGUGCAGGCCGAAGAAUACUCUGGAGAACUAACAACAGUGCGCAAGAACGCACAGUUGUCGCCGGAAUGCGGCAAGCGGCUGGAGAAGAGCAGUCCACUGCGGAAGUUGUCGGUAUUUUUGGACGAACAAGGAGUCUUGCGGAUUGAAGGACGAAUUGGUGCGGCCAAAUGUGUUCCAUAUGGGUCCAAGUUUCCCGUGAUUCUUCCGAAAAAGCAUCGCUUCACCGAGUUACUCGUUGAAUUCUUCCAUCAGCGCUAUGCUCACGGGUUUGGGGAAACAGUAACGAAUGAACUGAGACAGAUUUUUUACAUCCCAAGUUUAAGAACAGUUGUUCGGAAAGUGGCUAGGAGUUGUCCAUGGUGUACCGUGUAUCGUGCUGUACCGAAGGCACCUCGGAUGGCACCUCUUCCAGCUGUGCGAGUGACCCCGUAUGUCCGACCGUUUACGUUCAUCGGUAUCGACUACUGUGGACCGUUUAUGAUUCGGAUCGGCAGAAGCAACGUAAAACGGUGGGUUGUGCUCAUCACCUGCUUGACGGUACGAGCCGUGCACCUAGAAAUUGCCAGCAGCAUGUCCAGCGAGUCGUGUAAGAUGGCGAUUAGGCGGUUUAUAGCCAGGAGAGGUGCUCCACAGGAGAUUUAUAGUGAUCAGGGCACGAACUUCGUCGGAGCGAGCAAAGAGCUACAAGCGGAAGUUGCAGCGGUAAAUCGUGUCUUGGCAGGAAGUUUUACAAACCGCGACACCCAAUGGCGGUUCAAUCCCCCCGCCGCCCCGCACAUGGGUGGCGUGUGGGAACGCCUAGUACGAACCGUGAAGACUUCGUUGGAUUCUCUAUCGAUCAGCAGAACACCGGACGAAGAAACUUUCAACACUCUCCUCAUUGAAGUCGAAGGAAUCAUCAACUCCAGGCCGUUAACGUUUGUGCCUCUAGGAACGGAAGAUGAGGAAGCGCUUACGCCCAACCACUUCCUGAUGCUGAGCUCGAAUGGUGUUUGCCAACCACCGCAAAUACCAGCAAAGGACAGUGGUCGGUCGCUUCGGGCUCAUUGGGACCAGGUACGGUGCUUACUGGAUGAAUUUUGGAGCAAGUGGAUCAAGGGAUACCUGCCUACAAUCUGCCGUCGCACGAAGUGGUUCGACGAUACCAAGCCAAUCAACGUUGGAGACCUGGUGUUCAUAGUCGAUGAAGGUAUGCGCAACAGCUGGACACGCGGAAAGGUGGUGAAGGCGAUUCCUGGCAGCGAUGGCAGAGUACGUAGAGUGGAGGUGCAGACGAACAACGGAGUGUUCCAGCGACCUGUUACCAAAGUGGCAGUGUUAGACGUGGCAGUUAAAGGUACAGCUGAGGAUGAUCACCAGCAAUACGGGUCGGGGAAUGUUGGAGAGUAG
Messenger RNA from Aedes albopictus (Asian tiger mosquito), 7027 nucleotides. RefSeq lists its product as uncharacterized. The transcript has 3 exons. Gene Ontology annotation, molecular function: nucleic acid binding. Gene Ontology annotation, biological process: DNA integration. The record is from RefSeq and is a predicted model, not a curated record. NCBI's taxonomy places the organism in Eukaryota, Metazoa, Arthropoda, Insecta, Diptera, Culicidae. The coding region runs from base 488 to 7027 and encodes 2179 amino acids.